Parnassius apollo (apollo) is the source of this 555-nucleotide messenger RNA. The record is from the annotation of a GenBank genome assembly. NCBI's taxonomy places the organism in Eukaryota, Metazoa, Arthropoda, Insecta, Lepidoptera, Papilionidae.
AUGAAAAACCCGCCUGCCAAGUGUGGCAAAGUCGCCCCUAUAAGCUUAGGUCUUCCCCUGAAAUCCAAAGUACAAGAGGCUCUACCAGAAAUAAAAGCAGCAGCAGGAGAAGCAAUUGAUGUUUUAUUUGGAGACGAUAACUAUAUUGCUUUGCAAGCUGGUCCAUUCCUCAAGGAAUUUUUCGAUCAGACCUCAAUGGUCUUAGCUGGAAAUGAAACUCAGAGGCUAAGGAUCUACUCAGCUCACGACGUUAGCGUCUAUUCCUGGAUGGCAGUGUCUCGAGUGAGACCGAAACAAGGAGUGCCACCGUACAAUGCAGUUUUCGCUCUGGAAUUAAGGAGAGUGGUUAAAACUGGGCAAUUUGUUGUUUUGCCAGUAUACGUCAGUUCACCAGGAGAACCGAUAAAAUACUUACAAGUAGAAGAUUGCUGUUCAGACCUGUGUGAUAUAUGCACGUUUAGAGAACUCACUGCACCUUAUAUGCUCGACGUGAAGGAAUGGAGAAUAAAGUGUGAUUUUGACGAAGAUAUGGAAGUUGAUGAAUCGAAUAUAUAA